UACCUCAGCUCUGGGAAUUGAUAUGUUUUCACAGUUGUUUUCAGUGUAUGUUUUUACCCUCUAUUCAGGAAAAGGAUUUGAACGGCCUUUUGAACAAUAUUGCUGAAAGGAUGACAUCCUGGUUCAAGGACUUGCACCAAUCAGAGGGUACCAAGCAGGGUACUGAGCAGCCGACGAAGCCCACAGAUGAGGAGGAUGCCAUAUUCUGUCUGAAUUUAACAUAUGCAUUGCUUUCAUUUUCCUUAAAACACUGUUAUGCAGUGCCAUUUAGCUCGAUAAUGUCACUGCUACGGAUACUUCAGGUGUUUGAUGCAGAAUCAGAGGUGUUGCAAGCAAAUCAGGAAUUUCAGCAUUUUAUCUCAGAAAGAUGGCAUCAGUUUGAAGGUUAUAUGACAGAGUGGCUGGAGAAAUCCUUGCCCUGGCCACCCAUGAAAAAUACACGGUUCUUUGAAAACAUCGAUGUGUGGCACGAGCUGUCCUUGCUCAACAUCCUCUGUGCGAAAUGGACCAAGAAAUGGCAAAGCCUGAUACACAACAUGGUUGAAAGGUGGCUGGAGAAAGUAAAUGGCAGAGAACUUCUGGACUUCUACUCAGAAUUCAUAGAGAAGGACAAGUAUUGGAAUACAGGUCUCGAGAUCUGCUUCACGGACUGUGUCAUUCAAAGGAUUAAACACUUACCUAAAAGUGAGGAAUCUAUGUUAGUAAAAAUGGUUUCCAAAGUCAUCAAGACAGACAGGUCAUAUGCUGGGAAAGUCCUUUCUGCUGUUGUUGAGAAAAUAUUCUUAGACAAGAUGAACAACUUCCCUUUCUCCUUAAAAAAGGGAGAAAGACAUGCUGAUAGUGCGGAACUAUUUCUCAAAGAGGUGCUCAGCUCUUCUGUGAUCUAUGAUCUCAUCUCUGCUGUUGAAGAAACAGAGGACAAACUUCAAAAUAAGAUCAGUAAAAAUGCAAAAAAACUGGUCUCCAUUUUUUCUAAUUUCUUCCACAUUAUGGGCCAGCAAGUUUUCUCAGGAAACAUUCACUGCAACCUGCUGUCCAUCAUCUUCCAGCAUCAAGAGGAAUUUCAGAAUAUACUGUGCCUCCGUCGUCUCUCUGUCUUUAGCUGUAUAGCAGAGGUGCUGAGAGUCAGAAAAGAGGAAUAUGAGCAAUUGCAGAAGGAGGUGGAGCAGAGACGCUCAUUUCUGCGUCUAUGCAGAAGCAUAGAGGAUGUGAUAAGAGUGAAUAAAAGUCCUGUGGACGAAUGCAUCUCUAAGAGAGGACAUUUUAAGGAUCAGAUAUCUGUAAGCGUUUUUGAUGUGAAUAGCCAGAAGAAAACUUCUGAAUCCCACUUCCUUACUAAGUACAGUGACAUGAUGAAAAAAAUUCAUAUCUUAGAGGAGAGCAAUUAUUUUCAGACUUUAUGGAAGGAAAAAGCAAAGCAAAUCAAAGCCAUAAUCCCUGAAGAGAAAAUUUUGAUAGAAGAUGUACAAGAAAACAUUUAUAAACCAGCCAUUGAUGACUUUCAGAGUACCUAUCUGUCCCUCAAAGACUUAUCCAUCACCAUUGGAACUGUGCAGAGCCAUUUUGAGAUACAAUUAGCAGAUGAGAGUCAACUCAGAAAGGAGUUUACAAUUAUGGAGAUGAGCGAAGAGAAAGGGGAUGGAAAAGCUGCCUGGGUAGAUGCUGCAGUGGGGAAGAUUAAAAACUACUUGACCCUGUCUACAGUGGUGAACACUGCCAAGAUGAUUGACGAACUGCGGAAGACACUUGAUCUUAAUGGGAAUUUUCAGAUUAUCAGCGACAUAACAAAAUACGAAGAGCUGGAAUUCAAGAAUAAAAGACUUGAUUAUAUGACUCAGGACUUAAUGAAGGUGAAAAACAGUUUGAGCAACCUUCCAGAAGAGAUGCUGGAAUUUCUGAGGGAACUUCUUGAAUGCACAAGGAAAGGCUUUGUCUCCUGGAUCAAAACCAUAAUAAAAGACAAAACAGAAAUUCCUGUAUUUGUGGAGCUGGCAUCAAUUUCUGCAGGUGAAAAAGACAUUGAUAUUGACAAAUUGCAGUUCUUCCGUGAUGCUAUGACUGCUUCAGCACCCAUUAUAUUUGACCUGAGACCCACAUCUGGAUUUGAACAGUUCUCUGAAGCCCUGUCAUUCAUCAGUGAAGCCACUGUAAAAGACAAAAAUCUGCCCAAAAAGUUGAAAGAUUCUUGUGAUAUGAGAGAAUGGAUAAAGAUGGUUCAUGACUCUCAUGGCUCUGUAGAGUGUUCCUCCAUCUCUCAAGCCAGAGACAUCAUAAGCAGAGGGAUGUUUAUCAUCUCAGCACCUCAAAACUUCAAGGCUGCCCUUGAGGACUGUAUUUCAGUGCUACUGCUGAAGGACACCACAGAAGGAGUGUUUCAGACACAUCAGAAGUCUAAAUACAGCCUGGCUGAGCUCACAGAGCUCCAGAACAAGCUUAUGUUGAUCACCACAAAAGCUGAGCAGGGCAGAAAGGAGGCAAAUCGCUUCCUGGAGAUCCUGGAAAAAGUUCAAAUGGUUGGAAAGUUGUAUCUGCAACUUCUCAGUGUUGGCAAUGUCCUCUUCACAGACUGGAAGGCUGACAUCUACUGCAAUCCCCAACACAGGAUAAAAGUUUACGCAGAAUUUGGAAUUGCUGGCAUCCUUGUUCAGAGCACCAGACCCGUCCUGGAGGAGCUGAAUGGGCUUUGCAAAGCAAUGGAGCACUGCCUGGUAGAGUGGAAGAAAUAUCUGGAGACUCAAAGAGACACCUACUAUCACCUCAAUCUGUUCACUGCACAGCAGCUCUUCUAUCUAUGUAGCCAACUGGCCAAAGCCCACAGUAGUGCAAUAGAGCCACAGAUUCUUAAUAUGCUUUCUGUCAUAAAGCAUGACAUUAAAGAAGAAGAUAUUAGAAAAGCCCUGGAUGAAGCCCUCAUGACUCCACUUGACUCUGUCAACACAUUAACAGGAGACAAGGAAUCUGUUACCUGGCAUGACUACGUCAUUCGGUUUCCCCAGCUCAUCAAAAGCCUGGCUGAAUCUGGCUACAGUACGUCAGUGGCAAAGGCAGCCCUUCAAAGCUGCCUUCCAUACUCCAACAUUACAGAGCAGAAGCUCAUGGAUUUUGCCCUCGAUCGAAGUGAUGACAAGGAAGAGGUUGAGAAUCUGAGCAAAUUAUAUGAUGAGCAACGAGAAGCCUUUUUGGAAAACUCAAGGAAGUUUAAAAAGAACAGAAAUGUUAACCAGGCAACUUUCAGCACCCUUACAGAAGAUGAACUGGCCACCUCCUUUGAGAGUUUGCCAUCCAUCUGUGACAAGGUAACUCUGCUCUGGGAUGCUUACUGUAAGAAAUACACUGGCCUUGUGUCAGACAAAUACAUCAGCCUGGAUGUCUUUGGUGAAACACUGAAGCAAUUAGCCACUCUGGAAACCACAUGUAUCAAGAGAAGUCUACCAGUAGCCCUUGAAGCCAGGAAACCUUCUCUCAUCAUGUGUAAAGAAGAGGAAAUGUUACUCUACAUGCUCUCUGUUUAUGGACACACUAAGACAGCACCUCUACCAACAUAUGAUGAGGUCCUGGUGUGUACACGCAACACAGAGGAGGAAGAAGUGGAACUGAUAGUUAGGAGAGCUCUUUCAUCUGAUUCUCAAAACCAGAAAAUCUACUGCUUGCUGGGUGCUGAUAAAUUAGCGUACAAAGUUUCCAGGCAACUGGAGUACCACUUUUUUCGCUUGCUGCAGUCUUCUAUAGUCCUUGACUAUAGGCUCAUUAUUUUUUGCAGUGCAAAAGCUCAGAAUUCUUAUGUUUUCACAGCCUUUCACACCUACAAAGUUACUAUCCCAUGCUACUCUAAAACAGACAUCCAGGCAUACCUGAGCACACAUCUUAAAGUGCCUCAUGGGACAGCCCCUGUCGCUCAGGCCUUCAAAGAGCCCUAUCAGCAGAACGUGAAGUUCAUAUAUUCCAACCAAGCAGGAAUGGGGAAGUCUCUCUUUGUGAACAAUAUCCUCCAGAAGAUCCGUGUCCAGCUCCGUGAUUUACCAGUGGUUCACAAAACUAUUAGGCUGAUGGAGUCAGAGAUUGAUUUCCAGUUCCUUCUGGAGGAGCUACUCUCUGUUGAGGAAUUCCCAACUGAAACUCAGCCCACCGUCUUCCAUAUUGAUGUGUCACCAGUGGUGUCAUCAGGUCUCUACCGGCUGCUGAUUGAGCUGUGCGUCCUAAGACACAUCCAGAGUCCCACUGGCUCUAUCUGGAAGUGCAAAUCCUCUCAUCUUUACUUAAUCGAGUACCUGGCAAAAGGGAAAUGUUUUAGCAGAACAAGAAAACAAGAGGUGUCCAGUGAGACAGAAGAAAUGUUCCUGGAUCUUUUUCCUGCAGUGAAAUGUGUAUCACCAAUGCGGGUACUUGAGUUGUUAAACAAACCCAGCUCUGGUUGUUUUGAAAUGAAACAGGAGCAGUUUGAUCUAGAAAAGUUAAGGAGUGAAGCUUUCCAAAGGUCCUACCAGUACCUCCGUAGAUAUAAGAACAAGGAAGAUCUUGAUCAUUUCCUUUUCACCCCUAAGAUGACUGAAGGGACAGAGAAAGAGUGGCUGGAGAUCUUACUGGAAUUCUGUUCUUGUCACAACCCUUCUUGGACUGAGCUUAGCAACUUCGUUCAUUUCCUAAACUUCCAGCUAAGCAAGUGUGAGAAAUCAGUUUUCUGUAGCCCAGCAGUUGGAGAUGAUUUCCAAGGUUUUAAAACAUUUGUGGUAAAAUUCAUGAUCACCAUGUCCAAGGACUUUGCCAUGCCCUCUCUUGAUACCUCUGAUGAAAGUGUGCCAAGUGCAGAAAAUGAUGAUGAGGAAAAUAGCAUUAUGGAUCAGUACCGACUAAGACGAAAAUGGGAACAAGAGUCCCACCCCUAUAUAGUCUUCCAUGCAGACAAUAACUCCAUGGAGUUUUUGGGUUUUCACAUCAGCAAGAGCUUGAAUGCUAUUGAUGCCUAUUCUCAAGCUAUUUUGGAAAGGAAUGUUAUCAAAGGUAAAUUAUACUGGAUUUUGAAAACCCAGUGUGUUCCUUUCAAUAAGAAGUUUGAAGACUUGCCGAGAACAAUGCAGCUGGAAGCUCUCUGCAGAGUUUUUGGUGUGAGCUACACCCAAGAUCCAGAUGAGUCAUAUCAGCUGACACUGGACAACACCAUGAAGAUGCUUGCCAUUCAUCUGCGGUUCCAGUGUGGGAUUCCUGUAAUCAUAAUGGGUGAAACAGGCUGUGGGAAGACAAAGCUUGUGCAGUUCAUGUGCAGCCUGCAAAGGGCAGGCAAGAACAUUCAGAACAUGGUGGUGGUGUGUGUCCAUGGUGGCACUACCUCCAAGACCAUCCACAAGAAAGUUAGGCAGGCAAUCGAGCUGGCACGUUACAAUGAAGAAAGGCAUAACGUGGACACUGUACUCUUUUUUGAUGAAGCAAACACAUCAGAAGCUAUCUUUGCAAUCAAAGAGGUGCUGUGUGAUCGCAGUGUAAAUGGAGAGAAGAUACUCACUGACCGUUUAAAAGUAGUAGCUGCUUGCAACCCUUACAGAAGGCACUCCAAAGAAACUAUACAGAAACUUGAAAAACCUGGCUUGGGGUACCGAGUCCAGAGUGAAGACACGCUAGAGAAACUGGGUUACAUUCCAUUGCGGCAGCUGGUGUAUCGGGUCAAGCCACUUCCACCUAGCUUAUUGCCUCUUGUCUGGGAUUUUGGAGAGCUGAAUGAAAAGACACAGAGCCUGUACAUCAGAGAGAUUGUAAAGUCCACCAUGAAGAAUAAAAUCAAUAUUGAAAAUCUGGACAUCUUUACCAGUGCCAUUUCAGCCUCCCAGAACUUCCUCAGGAAAAAGAAACAUGAAUGCAGAAUUGCCAGUCUCCGGGAUAUAGAGCGGUGCAUAAUCAUUGUGCUCUGGUUUUACAAAUUCAGAGACCUGCUAUUUCCUAUGAUUGAUAAAAAGUACAAAAAGGAAAAGGAGACAAUCUUAAAUGAUGAACAACGGGCCUUGGUGCUUUCAUUGGGAGCUUGCUAUUAUGUGUCUCUGGAGAAUCGCAAAGAUUACCUGGAGGAGGUUGCAAAGUGCUUUUCUGUCCCUGCAUCCCUGCUACAGCAAGAGAUUGAGUUUUGCCAAGAGGUAUUUCUUGAUAACGUCUCUGUUCCUCAGACAACAGCCUGCAAUGAUGCUCUGAGGGAAAACAUCUUCAUGAUAGUUUUAUGCAUGGACCUACGAGUUCCACUCUUUCUGGUUGGGAAGCCAGGAAGCUCAAAAUCCCUGUCUAAAACCAUUGCUGUGGAUGCCAUGCAGGGCAGGCUGUCUAAAAGACAGUUGUUCAAAAGAUGCAAGGAGAUCCAGCUGGUGUCUUUUCAGUGCAGUCCCCAUUCAAAACCAGAAGGGAUCGUCUCCACUUUUCGACAAUGUGCACAGUUCCAGAGGGGGAAGAAUCUGGAUGAGUUUGCAUCCGUUGUCGUCCUGGAUGAAGUCGGCCUAGCAGAAGACUCACCAGAGAUGCCACUGAAGACACUGCACCCUCUUCUUGAAAGCGGAUGUGUUGAUGAUGAAAACCCAGAGCCUUACCAAAAAGUUGGCUUUUUGGGCAUUUCAAACUGGGCCCUAGAUCCUGCCAAAAUGAACAGGGGCCUUUUUGUAAUUCGGACUGACCCUAGCAAAGAAGAGCUAGUUAAAACUGCAGAGGGCAUUUGUGCUGCACACACACACUUUAAAAACAUGAAGCAUUUGUUCCCUUUGCUGGCAGAAUUCUACUGCAAUGUGCUAAAAGCACAAAAAAAUGAGUUCUUUGGGCUCCGUGAUUUCUACAGCUUGAUCAAGACGUUACUGCACUACUUCCAGGAAAAGAACAUCUCUCAAUAUGAGAACAUUAUAAAGGCCAUUCAGAGAAACUUUGGAGGCUCCAGUGAUAUUAAUCCUGUUGAGCUCUUGCAAAACUGCACCAAUGAGUUUGAUUGUUCCCUGCACUUGGAAACCAGACACACACUUCAUUUGCUGAGGGAAAAUAUGAGCAAACAGGCAGGGCUCAUGUCUCGAUACCUUCUGCUGCUGACAACUAACUAUGCAGCUUUCUACAUCAUCCAGAUGACACAGCUUAUAGAUACUGAGAACUGUGAAAUUAUAUUUGGCUCUGGUUUUCCACAGGACCAAGAUUAUGCCCACAUAUGCCAGUCUGUCAGCAGAGUGAAGGUCUGCAUGGAGACAGGCAGGACUGUUGUUCUUUUAAAUAUACACAACCUUUACGAAAGCCUUUAUGAUGCUCUCAACCAGUGCUUUAUUAGCCUUGGAGGAAAUUACUAUGUGGACCUGGGUCUUGGCACUCAUAGAGUGAAGAGCCGUGUGAAGGAUGAGUUCAGACUCAUUGUGAUAGAGGAAAAGAAUGUAGUCUACACCCAAUUCGCUACCCCGCUGCUGAACCGGCUAGAGAAGCACUGCUUAGACAUGAACACCAUUCUGAACUGGCAGCAGCAAGAACUGAAGAAGGAGCUGCAGAACUGGGCCAGGCUGUUUGUCUCCAUUGACAGCAGCAAGGUCUCCAAUGUUUGGUCCACCAAGCUCAGCCCCAAGGAACCAGAUGUCUUCAUCGGUUUCAGCAGUGAUACCUCUGCAGCUGUUGCUUUGGAGAGCACUCAGAACAGCUCCCGGGGAGCCCUUUUGCCCUAUGAAGAGCGAGAGGCCUCUAUUGCCAAAAGGAAACUUGUUCAGUGUGCAACCCCUGACUCCAUCCUGCGCCUUAAAUACUCCCUUCUGGAUGAUGCUGAGCAAAUACAAGACUUGUACUUCCACAAGCAGAAGCACAACAGCCUUGUUAGUGUUUUGGGAGAGGCAUUUAACCAGCAGCCAGGGAAGGAGAGGACUACUGGGCUCUGCCUGCAGGUUUCUACACAUGCAAGACUUCUAAAUGAGAGAGAUUUAGAAGAGUUAAGGAAGAAACUUAACCUUCAAAAUAAAAUCCAUUGCCUUUUCCUAAGCCAAUUUGAUACUGAAUACACUUUCCGCCAGGAACUCAGGGAUUUUUUUGAACAAUCAUCAGAAGAGAAACUACUCCUCAUCCAGUUUCACUUUGAUGAGCCACAGAGCAGCAAAAGACUUCUAGCUUGUGCCAAGUACUGUAUCAUAGAUGAGAAAAGGAAAUCAACAGGCACAGGCCCAUCACAUGUUGUGCUGGCCACUAAAGUCCCACGAGUCCUGGGAGGCUGCAGCUACCUGGCAUUUGGCAGUGGUGAAUGGAUGUCAGUCCACUUGGAUGAUCUGAUGCCAUCAGACAACUUUACAGCCAACCUAGGCCAUCUCAGCAAAAUGACUAUUGCUGAGAUUUUCAUGACCACUUUACAUGAGCAUCUCCCAACAGGUUCUCAAGAGGAAUCUGCUGCACUUGAAGAUCCAGCCAAAUCCAAUCUUUACCCAGAAGGAAAUCUCCUCAGCAUGGAUUUUAUGAUCAAACAGAGCAUCCAGAAAGCUGUAAUCCAGCUGGAAGACAAGACAGACAACAGUCGGCGUGCCACUGAAAGAAUCAUGAUCAUUCACAACUUGCUUUUCCACGACAGUAGAACCACAUUUUCUAGUCAUUUCAUGAGAGUGCUGAAAAGGAGAAUCUGCCUCCUCCUACAAGAACGUGAGAAAAUAAGUCUUGAGCCAAGGGAGUGGGUUUUCCACAGAGCUGUCUCCAGCGAGUUCAUCCUUGAAGACACUUCAUUCAGGCAUGCUCUCUGGAUGCAUUUAGAAGACAUCGUGGCCAAUCUAUUUGCUCAAAUUCUCGCAGUGGUGGAUGCAAACAAUAACCUGGAUCACCUCUCUCCACUGUCUCCAUUCUCAGAAAUGUGGCUUCAGAUGUUCAAAGAAGAAUCAUUCUUGAGAAUUAAAUAUACCAGCAAGAAACAAGAUGCUAAGAUUUCUGUGUUGUCAACGACUGAAGAUCCCAACACAUCUGUGUUUUGCCAGUUCCCAUUCAGUUGGGUUUUGAAGGCCUACCUGGAGGAGCUAUGGGAGAGAGUCUAUAAUAUGAAAGGUCAUCCAAAAGUGCCUAUGAAAGAACCAGCUAAAUUGUUCCAAGAGCUGAUCAAGAAUGUGUUGAUACCAGAUGGAAGUAAUCCAGAGAUGAUGCAGUGUUACACUAAUGAUUUUCUAAGGAUGACUUUUCCUGGGCAAGAUCUUUCUGUCUAUGAGGUUCUGUCAAAAGCUCUCCUAGUCAAUGCAAAACAGCUCUGCUCCUCUGUGGGGCAGGAGGAGAUAAGCUUUUCCCCCAUUUGGCUUCAUAUGGAAUAUUUCUACCUACGAGAGGAGUAUCAACUCUUUGUUCAGUUGGUAAAAAUUGAUGAGUCUGUAAUAAGAGAGCUACAAAACAUGUAUGAGAAGGAUCCACCAGAAAUGUUUAUCACUCUCGACACCUUGAACAUUAUCCUGAAAAAGGUGAAGCCCACAGAUAAACUUCUGUCAUUUGAGGCCUUUACAGAAUGGCUUAGAAGGGUCAAGUCCUUUAAGCCCUGGAUGGGGUGGAUUGAUAUGGGUGAUCACCAGAUUCAUCUUUACCAGAAGAAAAGUGAACUCCUAAGGAGUGUGUUAUGCCAGUGGACCUGCACCAACAUUUUCUACAUGUUCUUUGACCACCUGCUGUACAAUGAGACACAAAUAGAUGAGAAGCUUCUGAGACUUCUUGUGAAGCAGUUCAUGUUCAUCUAUAAACGCCUGACUGAAGCACAGAAUUUUGAGCCAGCAGAAAUUUUUGAAUUGGUGACAAAAGUGCUGAGGAAAUGCAACGAGAAUGCUGAAAAUGUGUAUCUUGUGAAAGGUGUGAAGGACUGCAAGAGCUGUCAGCUGGAAAUCAAUGACCCAGCAGAGCUGCCCUGUGGCCACAUUUUCUGUUCAGAUUGCAUCUGUGAAUGGACAAGCAAGCAGUGCAAGAUCUGCAAGGAAAACUUCCCAGAGGAUUACACACCCAAAGCUACAGUGGCCACGAGAGAAGCUGUUGAAAAUCAUAACAAAUUCAGGAGAAAAUGUAACUCCUUCUUUAUGGAGUUUGUCACCACCUUUGUCUUGGGAAACAAAGGAACACCAUCCCCAAAAGUGAUCACUCAGCUGAUCCAAUUUGUGGCUUGCAAGCCAUCCAGCCCUGAGCACCAGUCAGUAAAAAGGGUGUGCAAAUCAGAAAGUGAGCUGUCACCCUUUCAAGAGUGCAUGGACACCAGUGCAACAAUCAAGUCCUCCCUCUUGAAACUGCUCCUGAGAUAUGGGUUCAACAACAUAAAGUUUCACCUAGAAAAAUACCUUUCGGAGAUGGAGAAAAAGAUAAACUUCAACAAAAGUAACUGGGAACAUUUAUGCUUCAUGGUGGUGCAUUGUCUGGAGGAUUUUAUGUAUCCUUCUUCACAAGACAGUGUCAACCAGCUUGCUGAAAGUUGCCUCUCUACUGCAGACCUUUCUGCUUUCUGCUCACAAGAGGCCUCAAAAAUUGACACCCUCCAGUUCAUAGCCCGUCUCCGGUUCUCUAUCAGCCAUGUGGCCACUGUGCUUGGCAGACAGGUGCUCUGCGCUGCAGAACAAAACAAACCGUCUCCUCAGGGGAACAGGCAAGAGGAGCAAGACUUGGUGAAUGCAAUGAAGGAGCUGGUGGCAAAUGCAGAGACACCGUGGCCUCAAAUCUUCCUCAUUAAAAAUCUCUGUAACAACUACGGGUUCAUCCCAGCACAGAAGAUCCUUCAGGCAGAAAAAUGGAUUUUACCCAGAGGGUUUGAAAUUUCACAGCAUACGGGUGACUGGUCAGAUAUAAUGCUGGUGCUUCCAGUGGUGGACAGAGCAAAAAAACAAAUAAAAACUGGAAAUCCCCUGGAAGUCCAAAGGCUGAUACCUGUCAUAAAACAAAUGGAAAUCAUCCUCCAAACACCAGUGCUCCCAGGAGAGUCUCUGGAAAACAGGAUGGAGAAGAUCUGGGCUAAGUUUGCUCUGUGCAAACACAAAAACAAGGUCUUGAUGGAGGUGGUGUUUCACACUGCAUUUACUCUGGCACUAUCUCAAAGUCCCCUUGCUCAGCUUUUCAGAAUUAUCUGCUUUAAGCCUUGUGAGGUGAAGAGGUCCUACCUUCCCACCAUGCCUGGAGACCUGCCUUUUGAUGAGAACUGGAAAACUGGUCAAAAUGAUACGCUUUGGAUUUGUCAGUGUGGAUCAUACUGGACCAUCAAUGAUUUCGUGUGUCCCUGGGAAGUCAAACGAUGCCUAUGUGGUGCCAAAAUUGGAGGACAUAAAGACAAACCUGAGAAAGGUUUUGUGAGGAUAAAAAUCACACAGGACAGAACAGGAAAAGGAUACAUCCUUGGAAGCCCUUCCAUACGGAGAACUGAACUGGAGAGGGACCUGUCGCCUGCCUCUGUCUGUCUUGCAAGAGUUCUGCUGCAUUCAUCCAUGCUGCUGGGCAUCUAUACAGACGAAGGGGCAAUUCUGAAUCUGAUGACAGAGAAGCCAGAGGAUGUGGCAAAAUUCUUCUGGGGCCACCUUGAGAAAGACAUUGAAUGCCUGGCAGAGGCAUGUAGCAAGAACAUGGAGGAUGCCACAGUGACAGUCCAUCUGUUCCUCCAGCACCUGAGCAGCAGUGCAAACAGUAAAGGACAAAACAUGGACUGGAAUAUUUUGCUUAGCCAAGAAGACAGAAGGCAGUGGGAAACCUGCUUUAAAACCCUGACUCGGCCAUUCUUCAAGGACUUGGAGCAGAACCUUACUUACAUCAAGCAGCAGAGAAUGAGAGAUCUUCAGGGCUCCAGCUUGCUCCCACAAAUAGCUUGUGACCAGAUGACCCCUUUCAAAGACCAGCCAAACUUUGGACUGAUUGGCCUCUCCUACAUGUGGCGAUAUGAACAGAAGGUGUCCAUUCAGACCCUGAUGCAUCUCCUUCAGCAAGAACACGAAGAAAGUGAAGGGAGUCACUAUCCUGUUCUUCUGGAGCUCAUGUCUAAGAUAAAAAACAUCCAGCAUGUCCAACACCUGCCUGAUAUUUUGAGUCUGCAGAAAGCUCUGAUCCAUUUCUUCCAGAACUGCCAUGGAGGGGAAAUAUACUCAGUACAACAGUUUCUAGACCAACACGAACUUUCAGAGGACCAACAUUCAGCUUUCUGCCGAGCUAUAGAGACCAUCCAGAAAGUCUGGAGCAAUAUCAGAAUGAAACCACUGUGUUCAGAUGUGAGAGUCAUCCCAGACAAGUUGCCAAAGGACAUCAGUGCCAACACUCUGGUCCUGAAACUCCUCCCAACUCCGCUUUCUAUUGGUUACCUUGUGACAAAGCUCCUCAUACAGCUCCAGAACAGUUGUGUGGACACAGCUACACAGAUCACAAAGGAAAAGCAACAGAUCAUCUCUGCAGAAGAAGUGAAACCAUACUCCAUGUUGAAGAUAACUGAGAAUGAUCUGAUCACUGCAACACUGGUCAACUCUCAGUAUGAGAUACAUGAAGAUGGCACCAAGACAACCCAUUUUGACUUCCAGACACUACAGCGGCAAAUAAUCCAACGUUUUAUCAGUGGGAAACCUAUCAUCAGAGCUCAGACGGCUCCAUUCUUUGAGCUGGACAGAAUGAAGACCCUGAAGUACACAAAAACAAAAGUGAGAGAACAUGUGCCUCAGGAAUCAAUAAAUGUGAACACGCUGAAAUGGGUCAUGGAAGAAGCACGAUCAGUGAAUGCUAUUUCCCAAACACUUGACACCUUGAAACUGGCUGCUGAAUUCCUGGCUGUGACUGGUGGGAACCCAGAGCGCCAGUUGUCUGAAUAUGUAAAAAAUGAGCUGAAGAUGGAUGCAAGUGCACAACAGUUCAGAGACAUAUUGGGGGUAGCAAACAGCCAGCUGAAGCACAUCCUGUCUCUGUGGCAAACAUUGUCAGCAAAGAGAUCUAUACUGUUGGUGCAGAUGAAUCAGAAUCCUUUCUGCCUGGUUUCUGAGCAGUAUCAUGAGGAAUUGAGUGAAGAGAAGGUGGCGGCUCUGACUACUGCGCUUUCUGCAGUUAACCUGCAUUUGUUCCUUAUUGAGCUCCAUGAGAUGAUCAUUGUGCACCUGGACAGCUUUGAUCCACAGUGGGGGCUAAAGGAAACUUUCAAAGAUUUCCUGGGAGACAGGCAAGAUGAUGCCUCCAUUGUAAACCUGACAGGCUGUUUGAGUCCAGACCUUCUACUGAAGAAUGUUGUUUUUAUCUGGAAGACAGCUCUGAGGACCAGCAAGCCUCUUAGCUCUACUAUUCAGAAGGGACCAACCUAACCUUUGCUAAGUCCCCCAGGAAUUAACUCACCAGCAGCUUCCCCAAUCCAGUUAUCAAUGCCCUGAGUGCCUUAAUUGUCCUGAUCAACCUCACCCAGAAUUUCUUUCUGUGCACCCACUGUCUACUGGUCCUGAAGUUCCACUUAAACUCAGCUUGGGCCUCUCUCCCUGCUUGAGCUAUGCUGUAAGUGUAUUGAUGUCCAGCCCUGUGCCCUGGCAGUCCUGAUUUGUUCACUAGCUUUCCUGCACUGACCUUGAACCACUGUCAUCACCUCACUUUGUUUGAUGAUCACUGGCCAGUAAAUAGAAUCUGGUUCUGCCCAGGUUCUGUGAGACUGUACCUGGUCAGUGGUUACACUGUCCUGCCUCUGCUGGGGUCACCCUCUGCUUCCAGAUCAUUUUCCUGUAUGGAACAGCCCCACAACUGCCAUUCUAUGACAAAAAAUGUACCCACCAACCAUUCAGCUUGUUGCCAAUUUAAUGUAUCCAAGUUUCAGAGCAGGUUACCAAAAAAAAACAAAAUAGAUGUAAAGAGGUUGGGAAAGGGAACCUCAUUUUAAUGCUUAGUAAUAUCUUUGUGCUUUUUUCUAAUAGCUGUGAUAUCAUAUUCAAGGCAGCAAAAGCAGUGUAAGCAAAAACACACCUAGAAAUAAAAGCAAAAGCAAGAAGCUUACAGCAGCUGCAGCACUGCAGCAUAGAUCAGCAGUGGUACAAUCACAAUAAAGAUACACUUCACAACUGCAGUGAAGACCCAUUUUAUACUCAUUGUUCCAGAGUUUGAGGAUUCUGGGUUGAGAAAAAUGCAACACAAUGAAUAAUCAUAACUGAUUUAUUAAUACGGGGAAAAUAUAGAGGUAACAAAAGAUACUGUAAAGGAUAUCUCUGAUGUUUGGUUGUCUUACCAACCCCAGAGACCAUGUGAUGAUGAUCAGGAAACCAGCUCUGAGAAACAUCAUCACACUGUGAGGUGGCAGGCUCCCUUAGCGGGAGUCCCCGAGGAGGCAACAUUGACCUGGGUGGUAUGAGGGUCUGCCUCUCCACAUCGCAUGAGGCUUGGGCUUUUAUACUAACAAAAAUGCACGCUCAUUCUGGCACAGGGGGCCAGCCU
This is a messenger RNA of Pezoporus flaviventris, 14334 nucleotides long. RefSeq names its product E3 ubiquitin-protein ligase rnf213-alpha-like. The record is from RefSeq and is a predicted model, not a curated record. The coding region runs from base 48 to 13226 and encodes 4392 amino acids. The transcript is spliced from 55 exons. Gene Ontology annotation, molecular function: ATP hydrolysis activity; ubiquitin-protein transferase activity. NCBI's taxonomy places the organism in Eukaryota, Metazoa, Chordata, Aves, Psittaciformes, Psittacidae.